UGCCGUGGCAACCCCUCCGCCAGUCCCCGCGGCGGGGCGGGCGCGGCCGCGUUCCCCUUCCGGGUCGGCGCGGAGCGGCGGGCGCUGCACGUGUGGCGCAGCAGAAUGAUAAUAAAGAAAAAGAGGAAAGAAGUUCAUGAGGAACCUGUACAGAAAAAGAAAAAGGUGAAAAGUAGUAGGAGCCAGACUAUCAUUAAAAUUGAGAAAGAUGUUCAAACCGUCAUUAAAACUGAGGAUGAUGACCAGCUUGAGACAAAAACAAAGGUAAGGAAAAAGGAAAAUUUAAAAGAUGAUGAAUGUUUAGACCAAUUAGAACUGAAGAAGAAGAAAAACAAGAAAAAGAAAGUUGGCUCUGAAUUACUGAAAGAAGCACAUUCAGAAGGCUUUGUGAAUGUAGAAGGCCAUCUGGAUUCAGAACCUCAAGAAGAAUCAGAGGAACAAAUUAAAAUUCCCAAAAAGAAGAAAAAAAAAGUCCGAUGUCAUUCCUCCUUAUCAUUGGAGAAUAAUCAGAGUAAUGAUGUGGAGCUUUCAAAUCAUCAUACAGAUGGUACUGAGGAAAAUGAAUUUGCUUUUAAAAAAAGCCGAAAGAUUACCACUUUGAAUUCAGAAUUGGAUGUUGAAGUAACUAAGAAAAAAAAGAAGAAAGGUAUUUUUUCUUUUUCAUUAGAGGACAUCCAGGACAGUGAACAUAAACAGUCUGAAAAAGUUCAUAAAAAGCCACACAAAUACAUUUCACAAGAAAAAGCUUUUACGGGCGAAAACUGUGGAACAGAUAUUACCCAGAAUGAUGGGGAGAGUUAUGUGAGAAGAAAGAAGAGGAAGAAAAAGAAAGAGAAGUCCAACUCCUUUUUCCCACUAGCAGAUAAUCAGGACAUCUAUGGAGUUCCUGAUAGCCCCAUUGCAUUAAGUGACUUAAGAAAAAGGCAAAGAAAGAAUUCCCAGGAAAUGACAUUGACAGAUAGAGAGGAAGAGGGCAGUACUGAGAACUCCAGAAGUAUCAGAGAGACCAAGAGGAAGAAGAAGAGAAGCAAAGAUAUUUCUUCCUUAACAUGUGAAGAUAAUCAAGACAACGGUCACAGAGUUCCUGAUAAGCAUCUCUCAGCACAGCAAAAAGUUGAGUCUGAGGAAGAAGAGCUUUCUAGAAAAAAAACCAGGAAGAAUAUCAAGGAUAAUAAUGAAGUUACCAAGAAGAAAAAGAAAAAGAAGAUUCAGAAAGAGGAGGAAGAAACAACAUACUCAAAAGUUUCUUUAAACAGUGACAGUGCAUCUGAAAGCCAAAAAAUAACACUACUAGAAAGCAAUAAAAAGAACAAAGAGAGCGAAAUGAAGCAAGCUGAAUGUGUCAGAGGGGACGCUGUAGAUGGGGUGUUAAGCAAUAGUAAUCAUAUGCUGUGUGACAGAAAAAGAAAAAAAAGAAAAAAAGUACCACCACGGGACUUCGCUGAAGAACCAGGGUCAAAAGCAAAUACAAAAAAGAAAAAGAUCAAAACAGAAGACAUGGGAAAUGAGGCACUGAAACAUAUGGAUGAUGUAACUAUUGUGCAGGAAAAAAAAGGAAACUGUGAUGAAGUUAACAUAGACAAGGUGAGGCGGCAGGCUCUGCAAGAAGAAAUCGAUAGAGAAUCUGGCAAAACUAAGGUUUUCAGUCCCAAAGUGGAACGGGAUACCAAGUUUGGCCAGUGGAGUACAGCUGCUUUUCAAAGUUCUGAGGAAGAAAUGAAGUUUUUUAGACUGAUGGGUGGCUUUAAAAAGGGCUCUGCACCUAUCCAAAAUCUCUCAGCAACUACAAACAAACCGAACAUGGCUCUGAACAGGGAAGGGGAGGAGAAAUUACAGCAGGCUCUGAAGAUGGAAUUCGAUAAAGCAAUGGACUUGAAGCAACAUAGAGGAAUUGGUCUUGGAUUUCAACCUGCUGCCAACAAAAAAGUAUACAUAGACAAAUACACAUCUAGAUCUAUAAAAUUUGAAGAUUAAAACCCUGAAGUAAUAAAAGGAAUGAAAAUUCAACAGGCAAAUUUCUUUUUACUUGAAAUAAAAUACAAAAUGUUUAAGGAA
Harpia harpyja (harpy eagle) is the source of this 2055-nucleotide messenger RNA. It is a transcript of the gene KNOP1, whose product is annotated as lysine rich nucleolar protein 1. The transcript is spliced from 5 exons. The record is from RefSeq and is a predicted model, not a curated record. Bases 106 to 1974 code for a protein of 622 amino acids. Lineage: Eukaryota; Metazoa; Chordata; Aves; Accipitriformes; Accipitridae.